UAUCCAGAAGUUGAAGAAUCUUCCUUUGAAUUUAAGGAUUGUGUGCCUUUAAUGAGAGGAUGACUUUUCAAUUUAAUUUUUCUAUAGAAAACCAUCUGGAAAAUGAAUCAACACCGCUUGGAGAUGGAGCUUCGGCCCUAGAUUCCUCCAAAGGGCCUUCACUCUCAGAAAGUAAAAAAGGUAAACAUAGGGACAGAAAAUGUUCUACAGAACAGUUUGACUGGCCUCAGGAUCAUUUGUCGGAACAUAAGCCAGUGGGAAAUGCAGCUGCCUCGCAAGACACCGACCGCUCACUCAGUGCAGCAAAUAGCUCAAAUAACUUGGAGCCACAUGAAAAACAUCCCUGCAUGAGUGUUGCCAAAGAGCAUCCUAUGCCUAAAGAUUUAAAGAAAGUGUUAGAAAACAAAGUCAUAGAAACAUUAUCAGGUCCCCAACAUGUUAAUGUAUCAAUAGUGAAAACCAUCUUGUUGAAAGAGAACUUCCCUGGAGAAAAUAUAGUUUCACAAAGCGUUUCUUCUCACUCUGAUCUGAUUACUGGUGUUUAUGAAGGAGGCUUAAAAAUCUGGGAAUGUACCUUUGACCUGCUGGCUUAUUUCACAAAGGCCAACGUGAAAUUUGCUGGGAAAAAAGUGUUGGAUCUUGGCUGUGGAUCAGGGUUGCUGGGGAUAGUUGCAUUCAAGGGAGGGGCCAAAGAAAUUCAUUUUCAGGAUUAUAACAGUAUGGUGAUUGAUGAAGUAACCUUACCUAAUGUAGUGGCUAACUCAACUUUGGAAGGUGAAGGAAAUGACGUAAAUGAACCCGAUGUGAAAAGAUGCAGGAAAUCAAAAAUAACACAAGAAUUAUGUAAAUGCCGGUUCUUUUCAGGGGAGUGGUCUGAGUUUUGUAAGCUUGUACUAAGUAGUGAAAAGUUCUUUGAAAAAUAUGAUCUCAUUCUCACCUCAGAAACCAUUUACAAUCCAGAUUAUUACGAUACUUUGCACCAGACAUUCCUUAGAUUGCUAGAUAAGAAUGGACGGGUGCUCUUAGCCAGCAAAGCACAUUAUUUUGGUGUAGGUGGAGGUAUUCAUCUCUUUCAAAAGUUUGUGGAAGAAAGGAACGUAUUUGAGACUAGAACACUCGAAAUAAUUGAUGAAGGACUAAAGAGAUUCCUAAUUGAAAUGGCUUUUAAGUAACUGAGUUAUUGUCCACUGAGUGUCCUAAGUGAAAUAAAAAGAAUAACCAAAAA
Messenger RNA from Neomonachus schauinslandi (Hawaiian monk seal), 1225 nucleotides. RefSeq names its product methyltransferase like 18 (gene METTL18). Gene Ontology annotation, biological process: peptidyl-histidine methylation, to form tele-methylhistidine. Lineage: Eukaryota; Metazoa; Chordata; Mammalia; Carnivora; Phocidae. The transcript has a single exon. Gene Ontology annotation, molecular function: protein-L-histidine N-tele-methyltransferase activity. The coding region runs from base 60 to 1172 and encodes 370 amino acids. The record is from RefSeq and is a predicted model, not a curated record.